AUGGAUCAACAGCAGAAGACGGCUCCUCCGGUCUACGACCUUUCUCAAGGUGGCCACUACGGAGCCAGCGCCGCGUUGUCCGCGCAAGGCUACGUUCCUCAUACCGAGCUGUAUUCAGGACUAUGGUCAAAUAUCAAUCAAGGCCUGACUGGGCCAUCUCGAGAAAUCCUGGCAACGUAUUGGCAACAGACCAUCAAUCAUCUCGAAACAGACACUCACGACUUCAAAAUCCAUCAACUUCCACUGGCAAGAAUCAAGAAGGUCAUGAAAGCGGACCCGGAGGUCAAGAUGAUCUCCGCUGAAGCUCCCAUCCUCUUCGCAAAGGGCUGCGACAUAUUUAUCACGGAACUGACUAUGCGCGCUUGGAUCCACGCCGAGGACAAUAAGAGAAGGACCUUGCAACGCAGUGAUAUAGCUGCCGCGCUCGCGAAGAGCGAUAUGUUCGACUUCCUAAUCGACAUCGUCCCCAGAGAAGACAGCGCUGGGCACGGCAACUCCAAACGGCCCACCACCAGCGGCCAAGCUACGGCUGCUCAAGUUCCCCCACAAAGUCAACAACAAAUGGGUCCUCCCGACUAUGGCAUGCAGCAUGGGGCAAUGGGUCCCCCUGACAGUCAAUACGGCAGGCCUCAAAUGUACCCGGGCCAUAUGGGCGGUGAUGCGCAACAAGACCCCAAUCAAGGCUAUGGUCAGCCUCCGCAAAUGUUCACCGGCGGCGAGAUGUACAACCCCUAUGCCCAGGGACAGUUUGGCGGCACUGGUGCUCAACAGAUGUACUCGAAUAUCCCAGGCCAAAGACCACAAAGUCAAGGAUAUGGAGGUCCAAGGCCCGGCACCGCAGGCAGAGAUCAGCAGGUCAAUGAGCAAGGUUACGGACCUGGUUAG
Molecule: messenger RNA, 885 nt
Organism: Fonsecaea erecta
Lineage: Eukaryota; Fungi; Ascomycota; Eurotiomycetes; Chaetothyriales; Herpotrichiellaceae
Exons: 4
Coding region: 1-885 (294 amino acids)
Biological process (GO): regulation of DNA-templated transcription
Cellular component (GO): nucleus; CCAAT-binding factor complex
Molecular function (GO): protein heterodimerization activity; DNA-binding transcription activator activity, RNA polymerase II-specific; DNA binding
Source: RefSeq, a predicted model, not a curated record